AUGGAGUACUUAUCAUGUUGCUCUCCAAACUUCUUCUUUUACAUAGCAGUGAUUAUCUUGAUCGUGUGUUUUGCUGGAAUGAUGUCUGGACUUACACUCGGCCUCAUGUCAAUGAGUCUUGUAGACCUUGAAGUUCUUGCUGCAUCAGGAAAUCCCAUGGAUCGACUCCGUGCCUCAAAAAUCUUGGCAGUUGUCAAGAGACAUCAUUUACUUCUUUGCACUCUCUUGAUCAGCAAUGCUACUGCCAUGGAGGCACUUCCUAUAUUCUUGAACAAAUUAGUCCCAGAAUUGGGUGCUAUUAUCAUUUCAGUGACAUUGAUUCUUCUCUUCGGGGAGAUAAUACCACAGUCUAUAUGUACACGUUAUGGCCUAGUGAUUGGUGCAGCCGUGACUCCCAUCGUUCGUGUUCUUGUUUGGGUUUGGUUACCUGUAGCCUACCCGAUAAGCAAGGUGCUAGAUUGCAUACUUGGGAAGGGACACGUUACUCUGUUUCGUCGAGCUGAACUGAAAACAUUAGUUGAUUUUCACGGCAAUAAGGCUGGGAAAGGUGGAAGUUUGACUCUCCACGAGACAACCAUUAUUGGAGGAGCACUUGAACUUACCUCAAAAACAGCACACGACGCCAUGACUCUUCUAUCAGAAGCAUUUUCAAUCGAUGUCAAUUCCAAGUUAGAUAAGCUUUUAAUGAAUCUGAUUAUAGACAAGGGUUAUAGCAGGGUGCCAGUAUACUACGAUCAACCGGCAAAUAUAAUCGGAGUUCUUUUAGUAAAAAAUCUAUUGACCAUCAAUCCAGCAGAUUGUGUGCCUAUAAAAAAUAUUACUCUUCGCCUCAUUCCAAGAGUCUCAGAGACAAUGCCAUUAUACGACAUACUAAAUGAGUUCCAGAAAGGUCUAAGCCACAUGGCUGCAGUCAUACAACAACCGAGUCAAACACUCCAGCGGUCAACCAGCAAGCGAUCAAGUGAAGUGAGAGUGGAUAUUCUAAAUGAAAGCAAUGAAGGUUUGAGAAGCAGAACAUUUAACAAGUUUAAGUCGAAUUCUGGAAGUGGGAACGUGUCACGUGUAGACUCUUCCAAGAGCAGAAGAUGGUCGGAUAAGUUUUUGCCAGAGGUUCUUAAUCUAACAGAGAAACCAUUUUCUUCAUUCAGACAAGAAGGGGAUGUUAUAGGCAUCAUCACAAUGGAAGAUGUUAUGGAAGAGCUCCUAAAAGAUGAGAUUUUCGACGAAACAGAUCAUCAUAAUGAAUAA
Erigeron canadensis is the source of this 1248-nucleotide messenger RNA. Its product is annotated as DUF21 domain-containing protein At2g14520-like. Gene Ontology annotation, cellular component: intracellular membrane-bounded organelle. NCBI's taxonomy places the organism in Eukaryota, Viridiplantae, Streptophyta, Magnoliopsida, Asterales, Asteraceae. The transcript has 8 exons. Bases 1 to 1248 code for a protein of 415 amino acids. The record is from RefSeq and is a predicted model, not a curated record. Gene Ontology annotation, biological process: magnesium ion homeostasis.